Messenger RNA from Striga hermonthica, 219 nucleotides. The record is from the annotation of a GenBank genome assembly. Lineage: Eukaryota; Viridiplantae; Streptophyta; Magnoliopsida; Lamiales; Orobanchaceae.
AUGGCUGCGUCAAAAGCUCAAUCAACGCCAUAUCCAAGCGCAGCUCGAAUCUCAGAUUCUGAGUGCUACCCUGCUUACACGGCCUCACUCAAGUGCUUGGAAGUAUAUCGUGAUGACAAGAGUAAGUGCCAGGAACAUUUUGAUGUUUACAAGGAAUGCAAGAAAAAGGAGAGAGAAGCACGACUAGAACGCAAUAGGAACCGGUCUCUCUUCUCAUGA